AUGUCUCUCGCUCCCCCAUUCACAGUCGAUUCGGCGCAUGCCAAGGUCAAGAAAGCGCAAGAUCUCUGGAACACUCAGAAUCCAGCCAAUGUAGCGAAGGCGUACACGGAGAACUCCGUCUGGCGUAACCGGACUUCGUUUAUCCGCGGACAUAUGGAGAUCGAAGAGUUCUUGACGAAAAAAUGGCAGCGCGAGAAGAACUACCGUCUGCGCAAGGAGCUUUUUGCAUUUACCGACAACAGAAUCGCUGUGCAGUUUUGGUACGAGUUUCAGGACGCACAUGACGAUAUGAAGUGGAAGCGAUGCUACGGUCUUGAGGAUUGGACAUUUGCUGAGGAUGGCCGUAUGGAGAAGAGACAGAUGAGCGGGAACGAUCUAGAUAUCACUGAAGUUGAGAGGUGGUUUGCAGGUGAUGUUGAUGUCAAUACGGUAAAAAUUGGAGAGCAGCAUUGGUGA
Messenger RNA from Peniophora sp. CBMAI 1063, 456 nucleotides. The record is from the annotation of a GenBank genome assembly. Lineage: Eukaryota; Fungi; Basidiomycota; Agaricomycetes; Russulales; Peniophoraceae.